AUGAGCGAUCAUUCCUCGUCUUCCUUCUCCGCCUUUCUGAAAAACGCAGGUCAGCCGAAGGUUUGCAUUUCCCAUGUCGCUUUCAAAGCGGUCGGGAUUGUGUUCUACCUGCUGGGUUCCUUUUUCAUGGGCUACGUGAACACCUUUGUGGUAGUUACGCUUGCCGUGGCUUUUGACUUUUGGACCGUGAAGAAUGUCACGGGGAGAUUGCUGGUAUAAUUUCAGUACACAUGUAUAGUUGCCUUCACCAUCACCUCCUUCUUGAGUGCAUGUUGACAGAUUUUUGAUGCAACCCUGUACGUUUUUUUUGUAGCAACACAGAUAUACAACAACUCGAAUUCACUACUUUCAUUCAAUCACUCUCAUCUUGCUCAGCUCUUGCCACCGUGGUGCCAAAACCCUUCAGGUCGGCCUCCGUUGGUGGAACGACAUUCAGGAAGACGGUAGCUCCGUGUGGGUAUUCGAGGCCGGACAGGAGGUGACGGACUCGCCCCUGGACGAUCAGAACAACAACUCUACUUUUUCCACCCAUGCACGACCUCCACCUCCGCUUACGCUCACUCCAAAAGCCGCGGCGGACAAGUUCAUUUUUUGGAACGGCAUGUACCUUUGGGUGUUGUUCUAUGACAGUGCACAACUCCCCCUCUCCCUCAGUUGUAUUGCAUGAACAGCAAUACAGACACCAGCGCACAUGGAGCCUAAGCAUGACAAAUCUAUGCUGUGCCUAAUGUAGUGCUGUUUGGGCUUCCGGAAUUUGUCAUGCAAACAGUGCCACAAGGCAGCGACUGGAUUUGGGAUUUGCAUGACAAAUGAGGGGGGCGGGGAGUUGUGCACUGUCAUAUGUUCUGGACCGGCGCAACCGUGUUGAACGUUCUCACCUUUUCCUUUUCCUGGCUCCUGUAUGGAAGCGUCAGGUUUGAAAUCGUCAAAGUUCAAAUAAUUUGUAAUGCAUAAAAUGCCUGGCCCGAGGUGCGUGUGUUGCAGAGCAGGCAAGUGUGGCCGAUUGUAAGCCUGUUUGGGGUUACAGCUCGAGCUGCUAAAGUAGCAUGAGAAAAUCACUCUUCUUUGCCUAAACAGCAUGACAGAGUGGAUUUACAUUUAGGGACCACCGAGAUUUGUCAUGCGCCACUUGGAAACUGGGUUCCAACUGGCAUCCAUUUUAUGCAUGACAAAUUAUAUUCAACUUUGUCGAUUUCAACUCUGACACGUCCAUAUCCUGCUGUCCGUCUGCGGACUGGGGUUCGCGUUGGCCAAUCUGGUCGGGUUCUGGAAGUUAUCAAAUGUAAAAAUGUCUGGGUCAGGGUCUGGAAGAAUCCAACUUGUGAUGCUGCAUUUGGAUUCCAAAAAAAUCUGUAUUGCAUGAGUACCAAAGGGGUGUAAUUCUUGCUACGCGGAGAGGGCAUUUGCCAUGCGGAAUAGGCAUCAAGAAGCUCUCAAAAAAUCUGUGAUGCAAGGGCAUGCAUCACAGACAUCAGGGCUCAUGCAAAACGUGCAUGACAAGUGUCUGAAUCUUCCAGACCCAGACAUUUUUACAGUUGAUAGAAGUGCAGCCGCGACGCCAAGCAGCGCCUGUUCGAGGACUUGAAGGGACCCCAGUUGAUGCAGGCCUCGAUGAAGCUAGCGCAGUUUGUCAACUUGAGCGGCGCGGUCGCGAGCAGAGGUGCGGGAGGUGGGUCCGGUGGCAGCAGCACACGGGCAUCUAGCACCGCCAGUACUUCUAGCGGGUUGCCGGUUGCUCUAGACCUACCCCCAAUACCACCGUUGGAAGUUGUAGAAACAAAAAUUGGAAAGUCGAGCGUGCCGUCCUCUUCUAGUAGUACACCUUCGAAUGCUGUGUGAAGAUGCUGGUGAUUUUGCUGGUCCAUCUUGUAAAGAGCAAGAGCCCAAGAUCAAGUGUAUUCUUGCAAGUAGCCAGCAAGUGGAGCAUAAUUAUAACGAUCAUGCAGUUGUACGUGUACCUCUGACGCGACGUGUGUCGAUGGUCAAAAGGGAAAGAAAUGGGAGUUUUUCUUCAAACAAGCACUACGACCUUGUGUGAUGUUCUCGUUUGUUUGCUGCAGAGCAAGCCGGCAGUGUCUAUUGUAAUGAGAGAGCGCCAACUACGCUAUUGCUUCUGACUGAAGUAAACGUUGCAACGUGUUCAUGUUGAAGAU
Messenger RNA from Amoebophrya sp. A120, 2153 nucleotides. NCBI's taxonomy places the organism in Eukaryota, Dinophyceae, Syndiniales, Amoebophryaceae. The record is from the annotation of a GenBank genome assembly.